AUGGCUCUCUUCCGGAAAUUGUUCUAUCGGAAGCCACCGGACGGGCUUCUGGAAAUCUCCGAGCGUGUUUACGUAUUCGAUUGCUGCUUUACUACUGAAGUUUGGGAUGAAAAAAACUACAAGAAGUAUGUCGGAGGUGUAAUUAGUGAACUCCGGGAGAACUAUCCAGAUGCUUCAAUUCUGGUCUUUAAUUUCCGCGACGCAGAGUGGCAAAGCCGGAUUGCAAAUGCUUUGUCUGAAUAUGAUAUGACCAUAAUGGAUUACCCUCGGCACUAUGAGGGUUGCCCAUUACUCCCUAUGGAGGUUAUCCAUCAUUUUCUGAGGUCUAGUGAAAGCUGGCUGUCACUUGGACUACAGAAUUUGCUUGUGAUGCACUGUGAGCGUGGUGGUUGGCCAGUUUUAGCUUUCAUGUUAGCUGCAUUGUUAAUAUAUAGGAAACAAUACAGUGGGGAGCAAAAGACUUUGGAUAUGGUUUAUAAACAGGCUCCAAGGGAAUUGUUACAUUUGCUAGCACCGUUGAAUCCAAUUCCUUCUCAGUUGCGGUACUUGCAGUAUAUAUCACGGAGAAAUCUAGUGUCACAGUGGCCUCCAUUGGAUAGGGCUCUUUCCUUGGACUGUAUAAUAAUCAGAAUGAUACCCAAUAUUGACGGAGAAGGUGGUUUCCGACCCACAUUUCGUAUUUAUGGUCAAGACCCCUCUCUUGUUGGUGAUCGUAGUCCAAAGGUUCUUUUCUCUACUCCAAAGAGAAGUAAAGCUAUUCGACAUUACAAGCAGGCAGAGUGUGAGUUAGUGAAGAUUGACAUUAACUGCAACGUUCAAGGUGAUGUGGUUUUGGAGUGUACAAACUUACAUGAUGACAUGGAGCGCGAGAGGAUGAUUUUCCGGGCCAUGUUUAACACUGCUUUUAUUAGAUCCAAUAUUUUAAUGCUCAACCGCGAUGAAAUCGACAUAUUGUGGGAUGCCAAGGAUCUGUUUCCAAAAGAUUUUAGGGCAGAAGUGCUUUUCUCUGAGAUGGAUGCAGCUGCUUCUGUAAUCGCUACAGACAUGUCCUGUUUUGAAGAGAAGGAGGGCCUUCCAGUGGAGGCUUUCGCUAAAGUUAAUGAAAUAUUUAACAGUGUGGACUGGCUGACUCCCAAAGCAGAGGCUGCUCUCAGUGUGAUCCAACAGGUGGCUGCGUCAAAUGUUGCCCGAGAGAUGCUCUCCCCUCAUGUUACAGAAAUCAGCGCACUGGCACAAGAUGGACCAAUUGAGAAACUUCAGGAGAAAAUAAUGUCACUGGCACUUGAAGAAAGUGGAAAGAGCUCCUCAAUAAUGGAAUCAAAUGACCUGUCUAGCUCUGCUACUAGUUCAUUCUCGGAUGAAAAUGUGAAUAAGCUGACAACAAAAUUUCAAUUUUCGGAGACUAGUUCAGAGACUGGAAAACUAGAGCUACCGCAGGAAGUUAGUAUCAGUACUGACAAACAUAAUGUUACAAAUCCAGCUCUAUCUUCAUCUCUCUUAUCACCUGAUUAUCUUUCAAAAUCUUAUCACACACGUCUCUCAUCACCCAAGGAGUCCAUAAUGAAGUUGCCAGAAAGUGAUAAGAUGACCAUCCCCACUGCCUCUGGUGCUGAGACAGCCUCCACUGAGUUUCUUACUUGUUCAAAUAAGCCUUCAUCCCUUGCUCCAGCACCACCACCUCCUAUCACCCCUCUGAUAGAGAAAUUAUCCAGUAGCAGUAGAGUACCUACUCCACCAACUCCACCACCUCCUCCUAAUGUACCAAGAGCUGAGAAUUUGUCUAGUGAUGCUAAGUCGGAUUCAGCUGCCUCUUCUUUACAUGUAUCCCCUCUGAAAAUGCAGCUUGCUCCAGCUACUCCUGAGAUGGAAGAUAAAGCUAAAAGAAUCAAGUCACCACCAUCUGAGUUGCCUAACAUUGCUUCUUCUUCAGCAGAAAAUGUAUCUCAGAAAACCGUGGCAGCUCCUCUGUCUCCCCUUGCUUCUUCUAAAACAGACGGUGCACCUGAUGGAAGUAUGCAACGUCCAACUUCUUCAACUCUUCGUGAAUCAGGUAAGCAACAUUCGCGACCUCUUCAAACUUCAAGUGCUUUUCUUCCUGAAAUUGAAGCCCAAAGAACUGGAUCAUCAGCUGCGCCCACACCUCCACCUCCUCCUCUGCCCUCUCAACCUGAAAUUGCUUCUUCAACAGUGCAGUAUAGCCCCCCUCCCCCAAGUCUGCCUCCUUCGACGUCAUCCCUAGUUAAGGGCUCCUCUCUAAAAGCCGGACAGGCGCCACCCCCGCCGCCGCCGCCACCACCACCACCACCUAUAGCUCUGAAUUUAAAAGAAACUUCAACUUCUACAUCUGGAGUAUUUCACACUUCCACGCCUCCUUCUCCACCUUUGAAGGAGAAUGCAGCCUUUGUAGGUGGAAGCAUUCCGCCACCUCCUCCUCCUCCUCCUCCUCCGGCAUCUUCUAUGAAGGAUUCACCUCCUAGGGUUGGUCCACCUCUACCUCCGCCACCUCCUCCUCCUCCAUUGCCCCUUAUGAAGGAGGGUUCCACUCCUGGGGGUGGGGCAUCUCCACCACCACCACCUCCUCCUCCAAUGCCCCCUAUGAAGGAAGGUUCUACUCCAGGGGCUGGAGCACCUCCACCUCCACCUCCUCCUCCAAUCUCUCCUAUGAAGGAGAUUUCUACUGCAAGGGGUGGGCCACCUCCACCACCACCACCUCCUCUUCAUUCUGGAACUACAGCUGGACAGUCAAGUUCACCUUUGGCACCUCCACCUCCCCCUCCUCCUAUGACAUCUGCUUCUGCAAAGCAUGGCUCUUCUAGUAUUCCUUCAGCACCUCCUCCUCCUCUUUCUUCUAAAGAAAAUAUGUCUCCAGUUGCAGUUGGCGGGGGUGGUAAAUUGGCAGGAACCCCUUCACCGCCCCCGCCUUCUGCUCCUCUGCCUGGUGCAAAAGGAAGAUCAAUGUUGUCAAGAACAAUAACUUCAAAAAAUAAUCAGUCAAAGAAAUUGAAGCCUUUGCAUUGGCUGAAAUUGACAAGAGCUGUGCAAGGAAGUUUGUGGGCAGAGACACAGAAAUCUGGUGAAGCUUCCAAGGCCCCUGAUAUUGAUAUCACGGAACUCGAAUCUCUCUUCUCUGCUGCAGUUCCUACCUCAGACCAAGGUGGCUCUGGCAAGAAAGGAAGUUCACGGGCUUCGCUGGGACAGAAACCAGAGAAAGUUCAACUGAUUGAACAUCGCCGGGCGUAUAAUUGUGAGAUCAUGCUCUCAAAGGUGAAGAUACCAUUACCUGAUUUGUUGAGUUCAGUUCUUGCCUUGGAAGAAUCUGCCCUAGAUGUCGAUCAGGUUGAGAACCUAAUAAAGUUCUGCCCAACAAAAGAGGAAAUGGAGCUGCUGAAGGGUUAUAAGGGUGAGAGAGAUAAGUUGGGGAAGUGUGAACAGUUCUUCUUGGAGCUGAUGCAAGUACCAAGGAUAGAACCGAAGUUGAGAGUUUUCUCAUUUAAAAUUCAGUUCCGUGGCCAGGUCUCGGAGCUGCAGAAGAAUCUAAAUAUUGUAAACUCAGCAGCUGAUCAGAUUAGAAAUUCUGCCAAAUUGAAGAAAAUUAUGCAAACAAUCCUUUCACUGGGAAACGCCCUGAACCAGGGAACUGCAAGGGGCUCUGCAGUAGGUUUCAGAUUGGAUAGCCUACUCAAACUCACCGAAACACGGGCCAGAAACAACAAGAUGACUCUUAUGCAUUACCUUUGCAAGGUUCUAGCUGAUAAACUGCCUGAACUUCUAGAUUUUUCAAAAGAGCUUUCUAGUUUGGAACCUGCUGCAAAGAUUCAACUGAAAUUCUUGGCGGAGGAAAUGCAAGCUAUUAGUAAAGGACUUGAGAAAGUUGUACAGGAACUUUCCAUGUCUGAAAACGAUGGGGCUGUGUCUGAGAACUUUUGUAAGGCUCUGAAGGAGUUUCUAGCAUAUGCUGAAGGUGAAGCGAGAUCCUUGGCUUCGUUGUACUCUGGAGUGGGUAGGAAUGUGGAUGCAUUGAUUCUUUACUUUGGGGAGGAUCCAUCCCGUUGUCCAUUUGAACAAGUAAUAUCUACUAUUCUGAAUUUUGUGAGAAUGUUCAAUCGAGCUCAUGAGGAGAACUGCAAGCAGAUUGAGUUCGAGAGAAAGAAAGCUGAAAAGGAAGCUGCAGAGAAACUGAAGUUAAGAGUUAGGUGUAGGAUUUCUGAUAGUGAGAGGAGGAUCAACAUGCGGACUUCAGGGAACUUAGGUUCAUCAGUUAGCAUAAUUCUUGUAGUUUCUAGGACCCAAUCAAAGAAGAAUGUGAAUAUCGGCACCUGUUUGAAGUCGGUGGCUUUUGUAUAUUACCAAAAAAGGAAAAACACAGCAGUAUCAACUCAAAGACUUCCCGUUUUUACCUUUGAUUCGUUGAUUCAUUUCUGGUAA
Messenger RNA from Oldenlandia corymbosa var. corymbosa, 4425 nucleotides. Lineage: Eukaryota; Viridiplantae; Streptophyta; Magnoliopsida; Gentianales; Rubiaceae. The record is from the annotation of a GenBank genome assembly.